GGCGGUGGUGCUGUUGAGCUGUAACAGAUCUAAGCGACACAUCUAUUUACUUAAACCUUGUCGUGUAAUUGAAUCCUAAUUCCCCAGCUGAGUGUUGCGGAUGGAGCACGGAAGGAGCGCUUGAGCUAGUUUCUGUUCAUGGCCUGGAGCCUCAUGUAGUUCAAAAUGACAGCAGCCCAACAAGGGGGAAAACUUAAAAAAACGGAGUCCGUUAUGCCGCGAAAUCCAUCGAUUCCGUAAAAUAGCGAAGGGAAAAAAAACUUACACACGCAAAACAAACUGGAAACCGGUUACCUGUUGCUGUUCUGUAGAAGACCACCACUGGGAUUACGCCUCACACUUGUGGUUUGUUAUUAAAGAAUGUUAAACGCCUGUGGAUAUACUUUUAACCUAAGGAACUUUCAUCCUGUGCGUUUUUCGUUUUUGUGGUCAAUGUUUUGAAAAUCCCUAGCGAUAAUCCUCACAUUUCGGGUCUUUGGAAAAUUAUCGGCAGCAAGUUUAAAGGGACUGCGUCGAGCGAGCAGUCGGGCGGACGUGCACUGGGAGAGGACGACAGUAGUCUUCAGGUGGAUAACAAAAAGUGAAAACGCAGAAAUUGGUCUGGUGACAAACAUGACCAAGGAGCUGAAACCGCGGCUUUGUUUCAUGACGAAAGGGGAGAAUGGGUAUGGUUUUCAUUUGCACGGCGAGAAAGGGAAAAGUGGCCAGUACAUACGCAAAGUGGAGCUGGGCUCACCCGCGGAGGCUGCUGGGCUCCGAGCAGGGGACCGAGUGGUGGAGGUGAACGGUGACAACGUGGAAAAAGAAACGCAUCACCAAGUGGUGCAGAGAAUCAAGGCCCUGGAGAGCGAGACGCGGCUGCUGGUGGUGGACAGAGAAACGGACGAGUAUCUGAAGGGCGCCCGGCUGACCUGCAGCGAGGACAUGGCACGCGGCGCCGUCUCGGGGCCCACGCCCAGGCCGCCGCCCAGCAAGAAGGAGAACGGCUCCAUCCUGAAGCAGCCGGUCGCCCUGAGCAACGAGGAGCCCAAGCGGGUGGCAAAGAGGACCCCCCCGCCGGCCGGAAAGCAGGAAAGCCAAAGCCCGAUGAAAGAACAUCACCCACGGAUGUGUCAUCUAAAAAGAAGUGAAGCAGGCUAUGGCUUCAACCUUCACAGUGAAAAGUCCAAGCCUGGACAGUUCAUCCGGUCAGUGGACCCUGGGUCACCGGCUGCCAGGGCAGGAUUGAGGCCACAGGACCGGCUAAUUGAG
Lepisosteus oculatus (spotted gar) is the source of this 1251-nucleotide messenger RNA. Lineage: Eukaryota; Metazoa; Chordata; Actinopteri; Semionotiformes; Lepisosteidae. The record is from RefSeq and is a predicted model, not a curated record.